Sceloporus undulatus (fence lizard) is the source of this 2638-nucleotide messenger RNA. RefSeq names its product paired like homeobox 2A (gene PHOX2A). The transcript has 4 exons. Lineage: Eukaryota; Metazoa; Chordata; Lepidosauria; Squamata; Phrynosomatidae. Gene Ontology annotation, biological process: regulation of transcription by RNA polymerase II. The record is from RefSeq and is a predicted model, not a curated record. Gene Ontology annotation, molecular function: DNA-binding transcription factor activity, RNA polymerase II-specific; RNA polymerase II transcription regulatory region sequence-specific DNA binding. The coding region runs from base 1 to 876 and encodes 291 amino acids.
AUGGACUACUCCUACCUGAACUCGUACGACUCCUGCAUGGCGGCCAUGGAGGCCUCGGCGGCCUACGCCUCGGACUUCGGCUCCUCCUGCAGCCAAGGCGGCUUCCAGUACUCGCCCCUUCGAGGCUCCUUCGCCGCCGCCGCCGCCGUGGCCGCCGCCGCCGCCGCCUCCGGAGCCCCGUCAGCAGCAGCACACCACCAUCAGCCCCAGGCCGGGCCCUACGCCGCCCCCGUCCCCUACAAGUUCUUCUCGGAUCCCUCCACCAUCAACGAGAAAAGGAAGCAGCGCAGGAUCCGGACCACCUUCACCAGUUCUCAGCUGAAGGAGCUGGAGAGGGUCUUCGCAGAGACUCACUACCCGGAUAUCUACACCAGAGAGGAGCUGGCCCUCAAGAUAGACCUCACCGAAGCCAGGGUCCAGGUCUGGUUCCAGAACCGUCGCGCCAAGUUCCGCAAGCAAGAGCGGGCAGCCAAUGCCAAGGGGCAAAAUGGCAACACCAACAGCAGCAGUUCCUCCUCGGGCAACAAGAAGGCCGACCCGCGUUCCUCCUCCGAGGACGACGAGUCCAAGGAGUCCAACUGCAGCCCCACGCCGGACAGCACAGCCUCCUUGCCCUCCGCCAGCAACCUGAACAGUCCUGGGGGCAGCCUCAGCCCCAGCCCUGGCACCGGUCAGCCUGGCAUGGGGCCCGGCCACGCCGCCCAGGCCCUCAAGAACCAGGCUCUGUGGGCCGGGGUCAGCACCAGCAAUGGGGCCACCAACACCGCUGACCUCCUGAAGGCCUGGCAGCCAGCUGAAGCCAUGCCAGGGCCCUUCUCCGGCGUCCUCUCCUCUUUCCAUAGGAAGCCAAACCCACUCAAGGCGAACCUCUUCUAACUCUCCCUGGAAGGGCCAGGGUCCCCAAAGGUGGCCAACCCCAUUGGGCUUCCCUCCAAAAUAUAUUUCCCCCUUCCUUUCUCCUUUCUCACCCACCUUCUGCCCUCCUGCCGCUGUCCCAAUGGGACCAAGGCUUUGGGAACGGCUAUUCUUGUGGCUGAAACUCAAGGGAACCUCAGCCCUUGCCUCCUCCACAUCUCUAGCUCUAGCCAGGCCACUUUCAACCGUGUCUCGCCAGACUGACCCCUCCAAGUCCCUCCUCAUGACCUCCCUUGGCCACCAGACCCAUCAAAGACUAGGCCCAAAGUGUCUCCGCUUUCCAAACCUGAGUGAAAGAGGGGCUCUCAAUAAUGCAGCUGGUGGUGUCUCCAAAAACACCCUUCGCGGCUUCUUCUGCAGAUGCCCUACAAAGGCCAACGCAAGGAUGCCAUUCUCAGUGAAGAAAUGGUUUUGCUCUCUGCUGACCUCUGGCCUUGCUUAGAUCAAGGCUUUCCAAGAUGCCUAAUGUGACAAAUGGUCAGCUCCUUCCCCCCUUUGUGCCAGGGUCCAGUGCCCUAAUUGUGCCAUAUUAGUACCAGAUCUUUCUUUCUUCCUUUCUCGGACGCUCACUGUGGAUCAGCAGCCCCCGGCUCGUGGCCAGACACUGGAUUGAGACUGCCAUUUUAAGUAGCCAUUUUGAGAUGUCUGUAUUAGAGGAGGUGACCGGAGGGGUCCUGGUUUCCGCUAUUUCCCCCGCAUCCGUUCCGCCACCAAGGACUACGGUUGUCUGCCGUCAGGUCAUCUGUGGCCAUAAGAAGGGAGAAGCAGUGGCUUCCCAAAGGGCUAGAGGGCAAGCCAGGGACCCGAAGCCUCCAUUUGCUUCCUAGCUGUGUUGCCUUGAAAGUACCACAUUUCCAUUUCGGGGAAGGUGCUGAGGAUCUGAAGUUCAGGGGACUGGCCAAGGAUGUACCCUGGCUAUCAGUCUUUGGACUGUUAGGGAUAUUGUGUUGGAGCAAGAGGUGGAGCAGGUUGGACGCAAGCACAGGAGAACGUGGGACACAGACCAGAGGGCACACCACCCAGCCAAGGGACCAGUCUUCCUUCCACUCCACCACCUCCAGGCCAAGGUCCAUCUUCUUCCCUCCCAGACUUCAGGGCUUCCUUUGGACUUUUACUGAUGACACACACCUUGGCCAUGGUCUGUCUUUCCAGGAUCAGCCAUGCACUGCAAGGCAGGAAAGUUGGAGACAUCAUUGCAUGGGAGCCCAUGUUUCAACCCUUUCAUUGAUUCCACCUGGAACUAUUGGGCCUGACCUGUCCCCUGAAAUGGCUGCCAUUUUUGGCCAACUGUCCAUCAACCUGGUGGUGAAAUCUCCAGCAGCCGCCAAAAAAUGAAAAAGGUGACUGGAAACCAUCUGGGGGAAAGCACCAGGGCAAACCAGUUUGGCAAUUUCUCUUUCCAAGAUGCACUUCGCCAUAUGCCUCUGGUCCAGAGCCGAUUGGAGGCUGUCUGAGGAAACUGGAGGAAGCCCCUGUUGGGAAGGACCCCUGAGCAAAGCCCUUCUUGCCAUCAUUCUCAUAUGUGCCAGUGGUAAAUAUUACAGGGAGUAUUACCUGCCUAAGGAUAGCAAAAGAGCCCUUUAAACUGGCCAGUUGUCUCGGGUGAAUCCCAGGGGUCUCGGCCGGUCGCGUGAGAUCAAGGCUUCAUCUCCCCAUCCAGCUGGGCCUCCUCCUCUUUAGAUGGUAAUAUGUGUAUGAUUUCUCUUAUUGCAAAAUGUGAAAA